Molecule: messenger RNA, 820 nt
Organism: Neltuma alba
Lineage: Eukaryota; Viridiplantae; Streptophyta; Magnoliopsida; Fabales; Fabaceae
Exons: 3
Coding region: 64-603 (179 amino acids)
Source: RefSeq, a predicted model, not a curated record
UAUUCGGCAACCUCAGACAAGGCGGAGCGAUUGAACUCAACAGUCGCAAUUUGGCGCCGCGAAAUGAAAGUGAGGGUAGUGUGCAGGAAAAUUUACGAUUACAUGCGCUAUGAUCUCAAAGAAAUUGCUUUCCCUUCCUCCUUGCCCGAUCCUCCUCAUCUUGUUAAAAAGCGUCGCAAGAUGACCUGGGAUGAGCGCAUUUGGGUAUUGAAGAAAGCGGUUAGGCUUUACGCUGCUAGCUGGGUUCGGGACAUCGGUCCUGAUCUUCGGCCACAUGAAUAUAAGAAAGACGAAUUGACUGAAGAAGCCAAUAAAGGAAAGAAAACUCCUCAACAAACGGAACCCUCUGUCCUGGAGGAUCUUGCUGUGGCUGCCAGAGGAGGAAUGGAGACUCUUAGACCUGCGUUACAGCGCAUAUACAUGACCAGAGCUUCUGCGUAUAGAGAUGCUCUCAAAAAUUUUAUAGAAGGGUACCAAGAGGGAGUUCAACGAGUAAUGGAGAAGAAGGAAGGUGCUAAACCUGAAGAUGCUAUUCAGCAAGUGAUGGAGAACAAAGAAGAUUCUAAACCUGAAGAUGCCAAAGUAACCAAAAAAUCAGCUUGAACUUUUUUAUAGGUGGCUAGGUGUUAGUUCUUCUCCGGCACAUAUUUAGUCUGAGGUACUCAACUUUGCAGAAAUUAGGGGCAACCCCCUUGAGUUCAAGGGUUUUAUUGUACAUUACGCUGAAUAGACCCUUUUUUACACGCGCGCGCGCGCGCGCAAGUAUAUCGACUGGAUUCUCUGGUGUUUUAUAUUAUCUAUUGUGAAUGCUGUUUGGAUA